AUGGAUAGUUGUUUUGUCGCCUGCGGCUGUAACGAUCCUGAAGGUGUUACAACGUCUGAUUUAGAUCGGUACACCGAUAGAAUUGAAAAUGUGCUCUCUGAUGAAAAGGGACGUAAAUUAUUUAGAAAUUUUAUGUUUUCAAGCAAUUUUAAACACGGUCGCAAAGUGUUAGAUUUGUGGGAGAAGAUAGAAAAAUUGAUACACUACAGGGAAAACGCUGAUGGUACUUCAUCACCAACAUUUUCUAAAGAUUUGGAUAAAUUAAUGGAUGCAGCUGAAAGGAUUGAAGAAAUAGAUUAUGUUAUAUUACAAACAUUUAUGACUACUGUCAGUGAUAAUAAAGAUAGAAAAGAAAUCAAUGACGCCCUUAAGUUAUUAAAACUGGAAGCGACAAAAGCACUUGCACGUGAAUAUGACGCUUUCAGAACACGUUACGUCCACUAUAAUACGAGAAACAAUUAA
This is a messenger RNA of Danaus chrysippus (African queen), 462 nucleotides long. Lineage: Eukaryota; Metazoa; Arthropoda; Insecta; Lepidoptera; Nymphalidae. The record is from the annotation of a GenBank genome assembly.